Molecule: messenger RNA, 1326 nt
Organism: Amyelois transitella
Lineage: Eukaryota; Metazoa; Arthropoda; Insecta; Lepidoptera; Pyralidae
Gene: dsf
Product: protein dissatisfaction
Exons: 10
Coding region: 1-1326 (441 amino acids)
Biological process (GO): cell differentiation; regulation of transcription by RNA polymerase II; anatomical structure development
Molecular function (GO): RNA polymerase II cis-regulatory region sequence-specific DNA binding; zinc ion binding; nuclear receptor activity
Source: RefSeq, a predicted model, not a curated record
AUGGGGACUGGAGAUCGCCUGCUGGAUAUUCCUUGCAAUGUGUGUGGAGACAGAAGUUCUGGGAAACAUUAUGGGAUAUACAGUUGCGACGGGUGUUCGGGUUUCUUCAAGCGGUCUAUCCACAGGAACCGAGUGUACACCUGCAAGGCGGGUGGCGAGAUGAAGGGCCGCUGUCCUGUGGACAAGACGCACAGGAACCAGUGCCGCGCCUGCAGGCUCGCCAAGUGCUUCCAGGCCAAUAUGAACAAAGAUGCGGUCCAGCACGAGCGCGGUCCCCGCAAGCCAAAGCUACACGCGGGGUCGCUGGGCGCGCUGCCGCCCCCGCUGGCACACAAGCCCCACGCCUUGAAGCUGUCUCCGCCGUCGUCUUACACGCCGCUCUCCCAACCCUUCAAUUUCCAGUUCAGUAUAAGCGGAGCGAGCGAGCAAGCGCCGUUGAGCACGGCGUCGUCGGCCGGGUCGAGCGGUGCGGGCGGCGCCGGGGCCGUGAGCCCGCUGCCGCUAAUGACCGAGCCCUUCCUAGCGCCGCCGCCGCCUGGACUGCUACAUAUACUCAUGUCCUCUGACAAAUGUCAGGAACUCAUGUGGAGCGCCAAACAGCUGCAGCUGCAAGGCGACCCCACGCUGCUGAGGCCGCCGCCUGGCGCCUUCGGAGCGCCGCUGGCACCCACCUGGGAACUCCUACAAGAGACCAGCGCUCGCCUGUUAUUCAUGGCAGUCCGGUGGGUGCGGUGCCUGGCGCCAUUCCAGGCGCUCGCCCCGGGAGACCAACUCGUUCUGCUGCGCGCCGCCUGGAAGGACCUGUUCCUGCUCCAUCUGGCGCAGUGGUCCGCACCCUGGGAUCUGGCGCCCCUGCUCGCGGCCCCCAACGCCCGCGCCAGGCUACCGCCGGAACCGCUGGCCGACUUGGAACUCAAUACUUUACAAGAAAUAUUAUGUCGGUUUCGACAAAUAGCGCCAGAUGGGAGCGAAUGCGGUUGUAUGAAAGCUAUCGUCCUUUUUUCACCAGGUAUUACAGAUACGCCAGGGCUAAGUGAGACGCAGCCGGUGGAGAUGUUGCAAGACCAAGCACAAUGUAUUUUAGCCGAUUACGUUCGGACUAGAUAUACGAGGCAGCCCACAAGAUUCGGUCGACUACUACUUUUGUUGCCUUCGCUGCGCGCAGUGCGAGCGCGGUCAAUCGAGCUCCUUUUGUUCCGGGACACCGUGGGAGACGUGUCGGUGGCGACCUUGCUACACGACAUGUACCGCAUGCAACCCGCCCCAACUCCGGCCUUUGCUCCACCUCCCACCACUACCACUUCUGACCACUGUUCUUCGCCUUAG